AUGAUCGGCACAUCGCUGCGGCCAGCCGUCGGCGCCCAUCUUGGCAUGGUGAUCGGCAGCAAUGACGCGCUGCCAGAAGUAUCCGUGGAAGCGGCGCAACUUCACCCCGAUCUCACUGAUUAUACUAGUUACUGGGCUGAGGCUGAUGGCAAUUUACAGGCUAGAGAUGAAUUGGAAGCUCGUUUCUGUGUCUGUUGCCUGUACAUCUGUAAUUGUGGGUGUGCGCAGGUGUUGAACAUGGGGUGCGGCGUCUGCGUGCGGGGAAUCUACGAUGAGACAUGGAGGGUGUGGCGCGGGAAGAAUCGAGAAAGCUCUGCGAGCUCAUAUAUUCCAUCAGCAGAGGUAAUGUUCCGGGACGGCCAUGGCGGGAAAAAGCUGCUUCACGCGCCGAGAGCCGUAAAGAGCGACGGCAACAGCCAUCGUUGGGGCCGCAAAAUCGGCGCGCCCAGCUUUAGCCAAGCCAAGAUUGCGGGUGGCGACCUCUUGCCGAGCGAGAUGGUGGAAAAAAAGGUCCCUUCAAAGAAGGAUGAGAAACGCGGUCUCCUUGGCCAUACUUUGACGAACCCCCAAGGUUUCCUUUCCACUGCCGGUUCGUCAGCCCCAAGAUUGGGGCCAGCCACCGGACGAAAGAUGGCCGCCCCUCGAUGCGGUGCAUCGGCGGUCGCAUUGCUCGCGUUCCUGGUGCCUCGAAACCUUGCCCCAUUAAAGAGUGAGAAGCUGAAAACCCCAUGCCGGAUUAGCGAAAGAGACAUGCGCUUCCUUGACGUCACAUGGCCGCCUUGUUCUGGAAGAAUGAAACAAAAGAUGGUUCUGUAA
Messenger RNA from Cordyceps militaris CM01, 816 nucleotides. RefSeq lists its product as uncharacterized. NCBI's taxonomy places the organism in Eukaryota, Fungi, Ascomycota, Sordariomycetes, Hypocreales, Cordycipitaceae. The record is from RefSeq and is a predicted model, not a curated record. The transcript has 5 exons. The coding region runs from base 1 to 816 and encodes 271 amino acids.